Entamoeba invadens IP1 is the source of this 2772-nucleotide messenger RNA. RefSeq lists its product as hypothetical. The record is from RefSeq and is a predicted model, not a curated record. The coding region runs from base 1 to 2772 and encodes 923 amino acids. The transcript has a single exon. Lineage: Eukaryota; Evosea; Mastigamoebida; Endamoebidae.
AUGAAUGAGAUUGAGAUGGAUGAACUUGCAACAGAUAAUUCUUUAUCUGUUGGACCAAAAGACGUACCUCUCAAUUCAAAUCCGACGACAGUCGAGUCUCAUUCCGUAUUAACGCCACCUGUAAAUAAAAAGCACAAUUGGUAUAAACGACUUGCCUCUACGGCAGUGUUUGUUAUCCUUCUUUUUAGUUAUCUCUUUUGUUACAUCUCGUUAGAAGACGUUGAAGAGAUGGAAGUGUUUAAGAAGGGUAUAGUAGGUGGGUUUGUCCUCAUUCUAUUGAUUAUUAUGUUCUUCACCUUUCAAGCCAUUUUACUCUUACCAACCAUCCAACGACUUAUUCACCGGAUUCCUUAUUUGGACCGUGUUAUGGCGUUCUUUUACAAGAAUUACAAUCACCAAACCUUUGUAUUCAAAUUGCCGAACUUGGACAAAAUGAUCGAGCGAAUCCACAACGAUCCCCCUGUCGAAAAGGUCAAUCGGACUCCGAUUAAUACGAUCAUCCACUCGUACAGAUCAUUUAUUAAAACACACACAACAACUAUCAAAAUAUUCACCGUGACACUCUCGAUCGUGGCAAUUUGUUUUUCCCUCGCGCUCAUAUAUCUUGUCGUACAACAAACAGAAACAUUUAGAAAUGCUUACAUACAAACAUUCAUCAUAUCCGCUUUGAUCAUUUCGUACGUUCUAAUUUGCUUAAUUGUGCAGAUCAAAAUUGUCGAAAUUAUCGUUAUCGUGUUACAUUCACUAUUUUACGUGUUUUACAAACGAAUCGUCGUCGCCCCAUCAAUCUUUAUUGCGUUAUCUAUGCUCUCCGUCUCGACGGCUUUGUUCCUUUCAAAAGUCCCAACAACAUCAACAACAGUUUUGGAAUGGUUCCACACAGCAAUUUAUUCGUCGACGUUUGCAGUGACCAUGCUACUCUUUACAUUGUUUGUGGUGGGAUUUGUGUUGUUUCAAAGUCGAUUCAAAUGUUCUGACUUUGGGAAAGUUAUGCGGAAGUAUUUGCGCUCGAUAUUUAUCACGCAUUGGUGCGCAACGUUGACAUACACGACAUUCUUAUUACUGUUUUUGAUCAGUGCGGCCAGCUCUUGGUGUUUAACUGUUAUGACCUUCAGUAAACUGAACGUCCCAAAUUCAUUCAACUCCAUCGAAAACACUAACACAAUUAAUAUCGAAAAUGUGCCAGUUAUAACAAGACCACUCUCACAAAUCACUUUUGGCUGUGGAAUUGACAAUUACUACCGAGCUGAAUACACUAAACCGACUAUUCUAACACCAACAAUGGACUUUUCAAACUAUUUGCAGUUGUCAGUUACAUCACAAGAUUACUACCACAUCACAAGUUCACAUAUUCCAAUGAAUGGCGUUAUUUUGUUCCCUUCAGAUAUUUUGGAAGAGAAGAAUAAGACGAAACAAUACCGCGUUGUUGCUAUAUUACCCGAGCAUUUGGGCAAUUUGGUGAGUGGCGAUAUUGGAUAUCGAUAUCUCCAGGAAACCUUUGCGCAAAACGAUUUGAUUGCGAUUUCAAUCGACUCGACAUUUUUCGAUAAAGACGCCAGUGGUAACUGGAUUGUUGUUAAAAACAGCAACGCAACACAACGCGAGAGAUACAUAGAAGUAAGGAGUUUACUUGCACUCAACACACUCAAUUACUUAGAAACAGAACUGAACAAGUAUUUCAAUGUUACCAUUUGGGUCGAAAAAUUUGGGCUGUUUGGUGAUAGAACGGGCGGGAGUGUUGGGAUCAAAAUGGUGGAGACGCUCAAAGACAACGUCGCAUAUCCUUUGUUAUACAAAAAUGCGAUUCAAAAGAACUUACAAGUGGUUUCAUUCAGUGGCCUUUCAAUACAAGAAAUUAUCAACAAAACGUUAUUCAGUGACAUCUGUUCAUAUUUUAUCGAAGUUGUGCCUUCAAUUCCAGCAUAUCCAAAACCAUUUUUGGUGAGUUACAGUCACUUCCCAGAACAGGAUAUAAAUCUCCACAAUGAGACCACUGAAAGUAGCGAAAACAUUUUAAAAAAUGAAGUGACUUUGUUAUAUACAGGGGCUUUGAUAAUCCAACGUGGGAAUGCAAACAACUAUAAUAGCGAAUAUGUCGAGGAGGACAGUGGCAUUUUAAUCGACAAAAUAUUCCCUUCUACACAGCACUAUAUGGAAAAAGAGGAGUUGCAAUACACAGUUUCUCUCUUUGUGGGGAGCCACUUCAUUUGCAAUUUGAACGAGCGGUGUUUCAAUUAUCAAAUGUUAAGAGACUUUAAAAUAGCAGACGAAGUGCUUCCAACGACGUCGGCGUAUUUCAACACGUACAAAAGUAACAAAGACAUUUUACUCGACUCGAAUGGAACACUUUUCCACAACGUCACAUCGUCCACAAAUGCGGAAUUCGUUGGGUUGUUUUACCAAAAUGCGUACCAACAAUUACAUCGAAACAUGAAGUGCCAAACUCUGUGUAAGUACACUUUAACUUUAGGAAACAAAAUAAGCGCCUUAGGACUGAAAUUCGACUUUUUCCAAAACAACGCAUCUUCAGAAUUUAACAACUACUUGUAUAUCAGGUAUAACACAGACACUAUUGUUGAGCUUUCAAAGUUUAAGUACGUUGGCAUUCCUCAAGACGAUGAGAGCACGGCCAAAUUCAAGUUGGGGAAAUUGCACUUUUUGCAGACGUUUGAGUUCGACGUUUUUGAAAAUGAAACGAGUGUUUACAUCGACGAGAUAACGUUAGUAUUUGUUGGGGAGGUCUUGCUUGACAACGUCGCUAUUUACAACUAG